This is a messenger RNA of Limulus polyphemus (Atlantic horseshoe crab), 8075 nucleotides long. RefSeq names its product rho GTPase-activating protein 39-like. Lineage: Eukaryota; Metazoa; Arthropoda; Merostomata; Xiphosura; Limulidae. Bases 1 to 2610 code for a protein of 869 amino acids. Gene Ontology annotation, molecular function: GTPase activator activity. Gene Ontology annotation, cellular component: cytoskeleton; cytoplasm. Gene Ontology annotation, biological process: signal transduction. The transcript is spliced from 12 exons. The record is from RefSeq and is a predicted model, not a curated record.
AUGUGUGUGUGUGUUUAUGCUAUUAAUAGGAAAGAAGAUUAUCCAGCCAAUAUUGGUUCAUCUCACCUAAGAGUUUUAGAUGACUCCUCUCAACCAAUAUCUAGACAUUAUUCCAGCAUAAAUUAUUCUCGACAAGCUUCUCUAAACUUAGAACGUCCAAAAUCUCUAGGUUCAUGGAAACACACCAUUAUAGACUCUUCCUCUGUGGGAGAAAAGGGUGCAACCUAUAGUAAGAUUUCUAAAGACAAUGGAAGUUGUCAGUCAGGAAGAUCAUGGCAGUUGGAACAUCCUCAUCAUCAACUAGACAGUGACAAGAUACCAACCAGCCAGAGGGAGGAUGCCAUGCUUCCUAUUUAUUCAGAUUCUGAAAAGUUUUCUAAACAAUUAUCCCAGAGUUCAGAUAAUACCAACCUUUCAUUGAAUGAUAUUGGUCAAAUCAUUACCAAAGAAGCAAGUGUAGAAACAUUCAAAGUGAAACAAAACUCUCCAGAUAGUUCCACAAUUUCUGCAGAUUAUUCAGUCCAAGUUCCUGAUUCUAGUAAAGAUCAUGCUCAAGUCUUAAUGUCAACAAAAUGGACAACCCAAGACACACAAGAUCCUCCAAGCAUUUCUUCUAAAAAAGAUGAAGAGGAUGAUGUUUCACUAGAAUCUUAUUUUCAUAGUUCCUUUCUAAACAGAUCUCAACAAGCCAAAAAAAAAAAUUUCCAUAAUGAACCAACACCUUUGUAUAACAAUUUCGAUUACUCUGGUCUGUGGAAUGACAAACACUCCUAUUUGUUACCAUUACAGAACUAUCUGUUGGAACAAGCCAAGCUAUCUGGGUACAAGAUUGGGGAUCUUUUUGCUGAUGACAAAGAUUCUUUGUCUCUGAGUGAUGAAUCAGAAGGUCGAUUGGAUGUUGAUGAUGAUGACUUUGCUGAUGAUGAGGGAAUGAGCCAUCAAGAUUCUUCAUCUCAAGAAUAUCUGGAUGAGACAAGGUUUAUAGAUGAUGACAGUGACACUUUUUGUGGACCCCUCACCCCACCAUCUCAUUCAAGGAAAAAACCUAGCCAUAAAUUAAUAGACCAGAAGUUAGAAUUGGAUUCUGGUGAAAGUGACAAUACCAGUAUCCUCUCAAAAUCAUCCCCAGUGUUAAAACAUCAUAGUGGACCUGUGCCACCAUCUUUCUUGGCAUUGACCACACAGCAUAAUUCUCUUCGCCACAAACAAACAGAUUCCUCUCUGUUGUACUCUCCAAUACUUGAGAAAUCUCAGUCUUUUCAGCUGGACAUGGGUCAAGGUACUAAUCAGCGUCCAUUAUCCAUGAUGGUUUCUAGUAUGACAGAAUGCACUGUUCCAGAAAAUACAAUACCAGCAUCUCUUCAUAGAAAGGGCAAUGGCAAGAUGACCACUGGUUUUUACAGAGAUAAAAAACCACCAUCAGAGAGUGAUAUAGAGAAAUAUGCUCAGGACAACUUCAAUAUACACAAGAAGGGAAUAUUAAGAAAGAAAUUUACAGUUCAGGAUAUGUUAACAUGGUCAAAGGAUCCAAUCAGAAAGCCUAUGAUAAUGACAACAGAUAAAUCUUUAAAGCAGGAUGCAUGUGAAAUAUUCAAACUAAUUCAAACUUACAUGGGUGAUCGGAAAACCAAGAGUGGGCAAACAAUUGAUGCAGUAGCUCUGGAUUUAUCCAUCAGAGGAUGGAGUAGACAGGCACUUCGAGAUGAACUUUACAUCCAGAUCUGCCGUCAAACAAAUGAUAAUCCAAAGAGGGAAAGCCUGAAGCUGGGCUGGGAGUUGAUGGCUAUUUGUUUGUCUUUCUUCCCACCAUCUGUAAAAUUUCAGCCUUACCUAGACAGCUACAUCAGUCGCCAUAAAGAUGAGACAAUCUUUGAUACACCAGAGCUAAAAAUCAGUCAUUAUGCUGCCAUCUGUAGCAAGAGGUUGGAACGAAUUGGACAAAAUGGAGCCAAGAAGGGGUUAAGAAAAGCAACAGUUGAAAAAAUAGAACAGUCUAGGUUACAAAUUUUCAGGCCUUCAAUGUUUGGUAACACAUUGGAAGAAGUAAUGGCAUUACAAAAAGAUCUCUAUCCAAAUCGAAGAUUACCCUGGAUCCAGACAACCCUUUCUGAAAGUGUUCUACAUUUGAGUGGCUCUCAAACAGAAGGCAUCUUCAGGGUACCAGGAGACAUUGAUGAAGUAAAUUGCAUGAAAGUACGAAUGGACCAGUGGGAAAUAGUUGAGUGCAAUGAUCCACAUGUUCCUGCUUCACUUCUGAAACUCUGGUACAGAGAACUGUAUGAGCCUCUUAUACCUGACAGGUUCUAUGAUGAGUGUGUAGAACACUGUAAUGAGCCAGAGAUGGCAAUAAGUAUUGUAGAGAGAUUACCAGAAAUUAAUCGACUGGUGUUAUUCUACUUGAUAAGGUUCCUCCAGGUGUUUGCUGCUGAAGAAAAUGCUUCAGUGACUAAAAUGGAUACCAACAAUCUUUCCAUGGUUAUGGCACCUAAUUGUUUAAGGUUUAUUUCUGAUGACCCAAGGGUCAUUUUUGAAAAUACAAGAAAAGAGAUGGCCUUUGUGAGGACAUUAAUCCAGAAUCUCAAUACCAGCUGCAUGGAAGGGGUGUUCUGAUGCUUAAAAAAAUAUCAUUAAUAAAAGAAGUUUAGCAAAUGACUGAAAACUGUACAGAAACACAUAAGAUAAGCAAUUUUUAUUAUCAAAAAUGAAAAACGAUACUUUUGAUCAGACAAUAAUGUUAUAUUGUACUAAGUUUCCUAAUACUCUGAAUUAAAAGUGUGAAAUACCAGCUAAUAAAAGAAUAACACAGUAGUUUAUGCACAGAUGUGUGGUUCAACAUUUAUGUACUUGUCUUAUGAUGCAUUUAUUUAUAAAACUGUUUACGUAACUAGUCGGAUUCUCUAAAGUUAACUAAGUUCAUUUAUGUUAUUUUUUUCAUCAUGAGAUUUGUACAUUUGAAUCCAUUUAAAUGUGGUAAAAUGUAUUUCUUAUAGUUACUGAUCGAGUUAGUAACCACUUGGCAUAUUUUUAAUUAUUUAUUUAUUAUUAAGAACGACAGUAAACUUGCAAUAAUAUGUCAUGUAGCAAAUGAAGUUUGUAUAUAUAUAAUGUAAUUUUUAUUUUAUCUGAACCUCUGGUUUAAUCAUCUUAAUUGAUUUCAUAUAGUAUGUGUUAUCAAGAUAUGUUUUCUAAAUGAAGGAGAAUAUUUGGUAAAUUCAACUUUGUCCAAGCAUAGAUUGUUAUUUAUGAUUACCAUGAAGAUCACAUGUUGAUAUGAAGGUGUAAAACAUUGGUAAAGUGGGAAGGCUAUUUAGACCAUGAUGAAUGUGAUGAAAUAUCAUGCCUUACUGCAGGGUGGUUGUCUUUUUACACAGUUGUCUUAGCUUAUUAAGAAUACUUUGGCACUCCAAAGAGGAACCAAGUUUAAUUAAGUGCUAUUUCUUUUCAGCUACUACAUCAUGAAAAUAGACAGAGUGACUUUAGUAAACAAAACAGCAUACUAAAAGAAAUUAAGGACCAUUUCAUCAGCAUGAAAAUAAAAAUAAUUGCUUUGUUCAGUGAAUAUGUUACUUUAAAUUGCAGUAAGGCUCUAAAUUCAUAUGCCUUGCACAUAUGCCAUAUUUUCAUAUAUUCUAGUUAGUGCCAGUUCUUUAGUUUCAUCUAAGACUUAUCAAAUGGUUUACUUAAACGUCAGCUAUAUAAAAAUACCAAUAUUUACUUAUUGAAAGAUUUUUAGUAUCAUACAACUGGUCUACAUUGUAAACUUUAUAACAUUUAUUCAUUUUAAGUAAACCUUUAUUAAUUAACUAAUUGAAACCUAGGUCUCUCUUAGUAUCUACUACUGUCAGGUAAUCCAUAUUAAACCGUACCUUAUUUUCCAUAAUUACUUCGAUUCACUCCUGAGAUUGCUCAAGUUAGACAUUAAUCACGAAUUUUCUAACUUCAAAAUUAUUACUCAUUAUUAUGUUGUAUUUUAUAUAAUUAUUAAUCAUCACAAUUUGUUUUAAACAUGAAAAAGCAAUGCCCCAUUAAUAACCUCAUUCUCUAUAGCAACUGAGUCAAUGUUUUAUAAUAUGAAUUGAAACAUGAACAUUUGAUAGUUUACUUUAUGUUGUCAUCAGCUUUAUUACUUUAUAUCUGAUUUGUUUGAGCUUUUAACUUGUGUAAUCUAGCUCCAAAUAACUUCAGCCAUAUUCUAGACAUUGUUAUUUUUUUUUGUAAUGGUGUUUUCAGCUAUGGUCUAUUUUUAUCAUAAUAUUAUACAACAAGUAUAAUGUAACAAAAUUGUUAUGUUUCACAGGGUUUCAGAAGUUGGCAGAAUUAUGUUAAAAAAGAUAAAUAAACUUGGUAUUGCUUCUUUAUUGUUUACUUGCUGUAAGAAACAAUUUUCUGAAUAUCCACAUAAAUCUACAAAAUCUUAUUAAAAGUAACCCUUGUGAAAAAAAACAUUAUUCAGUGUGUGAUGUAUAUUGUUUCGCCAUUUUAUGAGUAAAAAAUUGUAUGUAAAAAAACCUAUCUUCUUCUUUUAUAAUAUUGAGUUCUGAAAUUAGUUUGCCUGUAAUCUUUGACUUUGUGAGCAAUUUUGUUUUUAAGAUAAGUAAGGAAAUGAGACCUAAAAUGAAGCUAGAUGAAAUGCUGACUUUUAUACUAAAUUACAUCGAGAUUAAAUUAAACUUUAUGAACAUCAAAUUGGGUUAAAACUGUUACAUAUAGUUUUAGUCCAUACAUGCAUAUGUAAAAUAGAAAACAAACUACAGUGAAUGUUUUUUAUUCCCAACAAUUAUUUUAUGUCUGUCAAGUUUGAAGCUUAUUUUACAAAUGUGCAUGCAUGUUUUUAAUUUAAGUAAAAAUUAUUGUAAAGUUCAAGAUAACCUAAUACUUAAAUGAAUCUUUAUUAGCGAAACUUAUCACAUAUUUUUUUAUGUCUGUGGUAACUGACAUGCUUUGAAUGUAUUGACAAAAAUAAUUUGCAGGACAUUAAUUAAAUAAUUUAAACUAAAUCUUGUUAGUUAUUAAACUUGUUUUCUCUUUGAAACCAAUGGAUAUUUACACUGAAAAUAACAAGAGUAUUGCUGUUCAACCAUAUAUGUGUGCAAAUCAAGCAAUACAGUAAGUUUUUAUAUUCAGUAUCAAAACUUUUAAGCUGUAAUUAAAUUUUAGUUUAUAGAAAAUGAAAGACAAAAUGCUCUAGUUUUCAAGUGUUUCACCACUGCUUGAACAUUAUUAAUAGACAUAAGCCUAUUCAUCUGUAAAUAAUAAUAUUUAUGAAAUUAAAAGAUUUUUACUGUGUGAAAGAAGUAUGAGACAAAUGUACAGAAACGUUUUUAUGAGAUAUAAUAAGUAGCUAUGAAAAUCUUUUAAUGAAAGUUAGAAUAAUACUAGAACCAUAGGAAUAAUUACAACUCAGAUGUCUUGUUUUGAUUAUAAAGAUGGGCCAAGAAGGCCUAGUGGUUAACAUGCUGGAGUGUAUCCAUAGUUGGUGCCUCAUUACCAUAAAAAAUAUUGUAUUAUAAAAGUGAUAGUAAAAUGCCACUGUUUGAUUAGAGUAGCCCACUAAUUGGUGCUGGGGGUGUUGACUAGCUGCCCUCCCUCUAGUCUAUCACUUCAAAAUAUGGGUAGCUAGCAUAGAUAGCGUUGAAGUAGCUUUGCACAAAAUUCAGCAAACAACUAUUAUUAUGACAGGAGAGAGAUAUCUUGUAGGAAGUGUGUGCCAAUUUCUUUAAAGCUCUAAUUAAGAAAAAAAAAAGUUUAAUCCAGAUAAGAGUAGGAUGUUGUAGUCAUUAAGAAUUGGUAGAAUGGUUUUUAAAAAGAAGUGGAUGACAUAUUAAUUCACAGCUUUUAUAGAUACGUUAUUAAACAUAAGGUUAAGGGUUAUUAAACAGAGUUGGGAGAUAUUAAAGGGUUGGUAACCAAAGGAUAUAUCAACUGUUUUUUGUUGUUAUAAUUAAGACUGUUUUAUGAAAAAAUUGCCAACUUUUCGUAGUUUGCUCUAAUUAUGGGGAGGGGAAGUAUUUUUGUAUGGUUUUAUUUACAUAAGGAGAUUAUGGAAAUAUUUUACCGCUGGUAACUUCAGGCAACUUGGACUUCACAAAGUAAUGCUUCGUUUAAAUAUUUUGCUAACUUUGUGUUUGGUGGUUUGUUGGAAAUGUGUGAAUGUUUUACUGCCUGCAAUUUGUAAAGUCAAGUAAUAUUAUCACUUCAUAUUUAUACCAAUGUGUUUCUGUUUUUAUGUAAAUACUGGUACAUUUAUAAAGUUACAUGAUAUUCAAUAAUAAAAAAUAGUUCAACAAAUAUAGUUUAAUUUUUCUACAGAAGUAGUUUAUGAUGUACUUGUAACCCUCAGAUGAUGCUUUAAAAUAGAUAUCUUUCUCUACUUUUAUCAUAAAGAAAUAUGCAUUUAUUGUAGACCACUUUAUUAUAUGUAGGUGUAUAAUUUUUUUUGUAUAAUUAAUACUAUUUGCUUGAGUUUGAAAAUACAUUGAUCAAACAUAAUUAAUCCUCAAUCUGUGAGUACUGAGUUGUUUGCCUUUUUUGAAUUUAGUUUACUUUCCUGCUGGGCAAUUAAUAUUGUUUGGUUCUAGCAUGGUAAUACAACCUGUUGUGAGAGACUUUUAACAAGUUUUAACUGUUUGUUUUGCCAGUCUGUAUUACUUUCCCCUGUUGGAUGGUUAAUAUUAUUUGGUUCUAGCAUGUUAAUACAGCCUGUUAUUAGAGUUUGUAUUGGGCUUUUUCAUUGUAUAGUUUGUUAUUUAUUUUCUAACGCAUACUUCUGUUUUUCUUAUAUACAUAUGCAGUUACUUAUGGUGCAAGCCACUUGCUAUCUACAGUAAUUUGAAGAAAAAACAACAAAAACUCAAGUUUUACAUAGGUGCCACAUUUAUGCUUUUAUAUUUAAAAUAAGGAUUACCUGAUUUGACUGAAAUUUGUUUUUGUAAUUGUUAAAAUAAUUUUUGGGUGAAUGAUAUUGCUAGGUUUUAUUUUCUUUGCAUAUACUAAUAUAAAUUAUUGCUAAAAAUUCAAGUCUCACUAAUUUUAUAGUCACUGUAUUAAAUGUCAAAUUCUACAUUUGUAGAAAAUCAGCUUCUGGUCUGAAUCAAUUUUCAGUAAUGUGUAUAUGUCUGAUAUGUAUUUGUAUGUGAGCUCAUUCACAUAGAAAGUCUAUUAGAGAACAAUGAUUUCAUUAUUUAUAUCUAAACUAAGUUUUAACCUGUUAAAAUGUAUGUCAGUAAUGUUUUCAUACAGUCUUGAUAUUUAUAAUUUUUGAAAUUCACACCGGUCUAUCAGUUUAUGCAGGUAGAACCUCAUAUUAAAUAUAGCUGAAUAUUGAUAUGUCAAACUGCAAGGGACAUUGGGAAUUUAUUGGAGAUAUUAAAGUUUUGAUCUGUAGUAAAUAUAGAAUAUCAGAUAAAAGAAAUGAAUUGAACUGAAUUCCAACUUCCACUUUAGCCAUGUGUUCAAGAUAUUCAUACCUGACGUAUUUGAUUGUACCUUCAAGAAACUGAUUUGAUUCCUCAGUAAAGCAAGUACAUUUGAUCCACAAGUAAAAUUAACAGUACAGGUGUGAAGAAUUAAAUAUAUUUAGAUUUCUCUAGGUGUGAAUUUUAUUGAAACAUAAAUUUGCUUUAGAUUCUGUGGUAAUUAUUCAUAUGUUAUUUUUCUUAUAAAGGGAGACUAAAAACUGUUAACUUGCUGUUAUUUCAAAUAAAACACCUUCAGAAAAUUGUUACAGUAAUUUAGUGUUCUGUAAGUUGUUAGUAAAAAUAUUAAAUAGCAAUAAUAGUUGAUAAAAUAAGUAAAUACAUUAGAUGUUAUAAGUUGAAAGAUGUAUUAAUAAUUUUAGAAUACAGUGAAAAAUACACUGGGCUAUUUUAGUAUCAUUUAGAGGUACCAUCGUUAUGAUUUACUAGAACAUAUAAUUUCUUUUCUAUAGUUAGAAGUUUUUUUUAUUUUUGUUUUGUUAAAUAUUGUAUAGAAUAAUUAGAGGAUGCCUUAAAAUGUGUAGUGAGUUAUAUGAUUUAUUCUAUUUAUACCUUUUUUUAUAUUAACUUUCUUGGUCAAGUGUAUUGUGUAUGUUUUUA